Molecule: messenger RNA, 5383 nt
Organism: Lymnaea stagnalis (great pond snail)
Lineage: Eukaryota; Metazoa; Mollusca; Gastropoda; Lymnaeidae
Source: the annotation of a GenBank genome assembly
GCGCUCACCAUGGCGUCAGGCCAUGAUCUCAGUCACUCACCUCCAGUGCCACGCCGGGGGAAUUUUACAGCUGACAUGGACAUGUGCUGGACACUGGUUGUGUCCGUCAUCUUCCUGGUUGCCAUCGGCUGCUCCUACUCGUCGUGUGAGUAAUAUUUGUUGUGUAUAACUUUAUGUGAUUUCCUAUUAUAUAUAUUAUACGACAAUCAACCGAUCUCAGUUUUUUCCAAUACUUUUUUUACAUGAUCUUGAACCCGUUAUAUCUAAAUACUUUGCAAGUGCCGAUAAUUAAUUUGUUAAAAAAAUUCCACGUGUCCAGAUGGUAAAUAAUUCUAAAUUUUAGAACGCUGUGCCAUUAUGGUGGCGUCCCAUUUUAGCCAAGAACCUAACACGUGUUCAGAUCCUGGUGGAUGUGCUCAUUUAAGUCCAUCAUUUAAAUAGUUUGUUGUUAGUAUAUAGCUCAAAAUAAUUUGUGAACCUUGAGUGACACCUUCCAUUAAGCCUUAAGAAAUAUAUAUAUGUGUGUGUGUGUGUGUGUGUACCGGAAUUUAAAAAAAAAUAUUUUUUUAUUUAAAUCUCUGACUGUUCAUUACUAGUCUUUGUAAUACUAAGUUUAAUAAUCCGGUGUUGAUAUUGAAGAUCGAAUUUCACCACUUCAUAUAGCCUACUAACAAGAGGUUAAACCAGACAAAAUGUAAGUCAAUCGGGAUCCAAGGCUAAUUCAAGUUUAAGAACCGCUGCCAUAACUCGCUGUAACUCUCUGUAAUACGAUGCACAAUAGUGCAUUUAAAGAGUGAUCUGAAAGCAGCAAGAGUGCAAUCGCUCUUUUUUUUUUAUUUUCUACGCACGUGGUGUUGUUAUUAUGUCUGUCUGUGUGUGUUCAUUCCAGCGUGUGUCUUUGCGGUGACAAUACAUUAUGGCGUCUUUUUUGAAGCAACAUGACACGUCGGUGGUACAACCAGUUAAAUUUUUACGCGACCAUGUUGUUCGUCCGUCGAGGAUCGACGAUGACCAUCGAGUCGUCCGGUGACUGAUGACUUGCGCUAUUGAUUUUUGUUUAAAGUGAAGAAGAGUUGCGCGGCGUCAACCUCACUCUCUCGUCCGAGCCCACCAUAUCCAGUGGCAAGACUCUAAGUCAAGACGACCAGGGAUGGGUACGGUUGCAGGAAUUGUCAUUGUUUGCGCCUUACGGGACUCCAACUCCGGGUUUGAAUUCAGAGUUUCCUUCUCUUAGAUGAGUUGCCGACCAAGGUUAACGAGUCUCAUCCACCCGGGGUGAUGGUUUUGUUUGACCGGCCUUUGGCUGGAAUUGAGAUUUUCUCAGUUUCGACCAUUCGGCCACCCAGGCACCCAUGCAGUGAGUGACCAUGGCGUUCUACGUGUCUGGCCAUGUUCUCAGCGAUUCACACCACUGUGCUGUCUCCGCCUUUUGUCCGUUGACCAACUAGUGGUUCUUCCGUACAAUUUGCCGGAUCCAGACUUUACAUGCUAUGGGGACAACCCCUUUUUUCCGAAAGUUAUAUCCUCAACCUGAAAUCGUUGUCAGGGUUGUGGUCGCUGUGCAUGUUACAGCUUCUUGGAACCACAGGUGAGAGCUGAGUACAGAGAUUUCCGAACAAGAUGGCUCCUUCCUAUUCAGCCUAACAGUAGAUCUAUAUUGUAGUUGUAUUUAGAAGGAGAAAUACGUUGAUAACAGCAUACAUUCUGAUCCUGAAUGAAACCGCAAAACAAUUAAAGCUAAUUAAAAGUUCGAUUUUUCUUGCGCCGAAGCCAAUUUCAAAUAAUCAUUUUUAACUAUCUCCCUUGCUUUACUGAAGCGCCUACACACUGAGAUUCCUUCCUUUUGUGUAUUAUUAUACCGCCAUCUUGUUGUACCGGAAGUUAUACGCGACCAUAUUGCCGUUAUGAAUCACUUCUUUGCCGAGUGGCCGGUCAGUCAAUCGUGCAGUCAGGUGCCGUCACACUUCAAAGACCUUCAGAUUAACCGUGACCACAGUGCCCUGGGGCCUCUGAGCGUACGCACGGCUAUUACGUCAGUCAGUGGAAAAUAGCAUGGAGACGCACAUUUCUAUUAAUAGUAAGCACAACACGUGGGCACACGGUUUCAACUUCAAGAUGAAGUAAAAUAUAAUAUUUAAAAAAAAUGAAAAUUCCCGAUAACUUCACUAAAUGAGAUUCUUGGUGCGCAAUGUUUUUUUUGCCUUACGGAAAUGGUCAAAAUUUAGAUAUGAUGUAAUGAAUCUGCGUUGUUAAAAAAAAAAGUGUGUGUGUUGACAUUAGAAUAUAAAUCUAGUUCAGGGGCGGAAAAAAUAAGUUUUCGGGUGGUUUCAUGGAGAGUGUGGAAGAAAAAAAAGGGGGGGGGGAAGGAGGUGCACUAAUUGGGAUUCUUAUAAAGUGCGUUACUUGAAUACUGUUUCGUCAAGUAACUUUUAGUAGAUGGGAAGUUUAUUUGGUGGGAUAUAAGUAGUAAAUAUAUAAAAAUAAAUUAGUAAAGAUUUACGGCUUUAUCUAAAGGCACUAAACGAAAUAAUUAAUGGCGCGCCAAAGCAGAGCACGCUCCCAUGGAUCAAGCUAGAGCAGCGGUUCUCAACCUGUGGGUCACGACCCCUUUUGGGAGUCGAAAUACCCUUUCACAUGGGUCGCCUGAGACCAUCGGGAAACACAUAUAAUCCACAGUUAUGUGGUAGCAACGAAAAUAAUUUUGUGGUUUGGGAGGUCACCACAACAUGAGGAUCUGUAUCAAAGGGUCGCGGCAUUAGGAAGGUUGAGAACCACUGGGCUAGAGGAUACCCGGUAGGAAAUUUUUAGAUAAACCGUCUGGCCUCCUCAACGAUCAGCAACAUGGAUGCCAACUUAUCCAUAAGCUCAACAAUUACCUUAGCCGUUUUCAUUCGCAGGAUAGCUAGCAUCAUAGUCCUCUGCAAUAUGCGCCUCGUUUUAGAAGCGUUAAACUUAUCAAUGGCGUUACAGACAUGUUUGAACACAAAAAAAGCUAAUACUUUUUCGAGACUGUUGAUUUCUUUUUUUUAAAAAAUAUUUAUUCAUUUUACAUAGGGACUUGACAGGAGUUAGUUUUCUGUCUAAAAAACAAUUAGUAAUCGUAAAAACUCAAGCGUUAUAAAUAUUUAUGAAUGUCUAUAUCUCCCCCCCCCACCCCCACCUCCCUUCCCCACAAACAGUCCAUUGAGUAAGUUUUCUGUCUACAAAAACAGUUAGUUUUCGUAAAAACUCAAGCGCUAUAAAUAUGUUAUGAAUGUCUAUAUCUCUCCCCCCCCACCCCCACCCCCACGCCCACAAACAGCCCAUUGAGUAAGUUUUCUGUCUAUAAAAGCAAUGAUCGUAAAAGCUCAAGCGUUAUAAAUUGCCCACAAGCAGCCCAUUGAGUAAGUUUUCUGUCUAUAAAAGCAAUGAUCGUAAAAGCUCAAGCGUUAUAAAUAUGUUAGAAUGUCUAUAUCUCUCCCCCCCCCCAACCCCCAACUCCACAAACAGCCCAUUGAGUUAGUUUUCUGUCUAUAAAAGCAAUGAUCGUUAAAACUCAAGCGUUAUAAAUAUUUUAUGCUUGUUUAUAUCUUCCCUCCCCCCACGCCCCCCCCACCCCACAUCCAGACCAUUACAACUGUGAGAAGGGCGUCUACGAAACGCUGUACAGGAUAACUGAGGCAUGCCGGGAAACGUCGUACGCCCCGAACCUGAAGACCUUCAGAAAAAACGAGCAGAGGAUAUCGGGGCAGACGAUAGUGGAGAUGUUUGAGGUAUGACUUCUGGGAGCCGCGUUAAUCAGGCAGAAAAAAAAAAAUGUGUAGCACUUUUCAUCAAACUAGAUUUUGAAGAAUCACGUUCAACUUUCGUUGAUCUCCUAGAUACAUAAGAUAUAUUUCGGGGUCUUUUCAGAGCCGUCACGUGGCUCCUACAACCUCUGCAGGGGGGGGCCACUGGUACUUUAAGGGGCCCAAGAGGUGGUGUAAAUAACUAUGUAAAAAAUAAAAAUCAUUAAAAAGUUAUAUUUACUUUGAAUAACGGGGAUGAGCUGAUAUACGUGUAUCUCUUUAAAACAUUGACAUAUUCUUUGUUACAAUAUGGAUUUCAUUUAUUAAUGGAAUACAUUUGAUUUAAAUUAGAAACUUUAAAAACAAAAAUUGCGCACUUUUCAUUAUAUUGGUUAUAUAAUUUGAAGAAAAACAAAAACUGUCACGCUAGGCUUUGAAACAUUGCGAUAUAUUUAAUUUUGCUGUCAUCAUACUCAGGUCUGCUAAUUAAAAAAAAAAAAUUGAAAUGAAAAUCUAGUAAGAAGUAAACAAAAAUUGUUUCCCUUCCUUCUUUCAAUUCUGCAGAACUACUGCGGCGUCGCCGAGAAGAUACACAAAUGUGGCCAGGACAUGGUGGACUUCAUACCUUGCCUGGUUGGACAGCAGGAGAACUACGACACCAUGGUCGCCCGCUCCCACUGGUUCUGCGACGGCGUCGGCGUCAGGGAAGGCAUCAAGAGCACGUUCGCCAACCUGUCAACCGAAGAGCUGGAUUACAGGCUGAACGCCUGCUACAGGGAAGCCCCCGGGAAGACGUAUCACUGCGUGCGCAGGUCCCUGGGGGUGGCGGGGAAACGGCCGGAGAGAAAAGAGUCGAUGAAGAGGAUCCUCGCGUCGUUCCGCUGCUCGUUCCGGAAGCUGUCGAGAGACUGCCCACGCGACACGGCCUUCCUGUUGACGACCAUGGAAUACGAUUGGCUGAUUAUCCCCCCUGCUUUAGGUUUCAACAUCUCCGAUGUUCUCUUCACGGCAUCAAACAUCAAAUUGCCUGCAAGAUGAACUAAAGCGAUUCUUCCACAAGUCAACAAUAUCAUUUCAGAUGUACUAUUUUUAUAAAAGGAUAUAUAAAAAUUUUACCAUAUGGGUACUUUUUUUUUUUUCAAUCUAAAAAGUGAUAUGACGUUGAGUAAAGUUUCGGUGUAAUUGCUUGCUAUUUGAAGGUGGUAUGUUCCAAACUUUUUGUUUUACUGGAUGCAGCGUCUCUUCGUAACGUAUUUUAAACAUUUUUUUAUUAUCGCUUAUUGUUGUCAACAUUUCUGGGUCAACAUUUCUCUCACUCUCCGGGCCAACAUUUCUCUCAACCUCUGGGCCAACAUCUCUCUCUCUCUCUGGGCCAACAUUUCUUUCAAUCUCUGGGCCAACAUUUCUUUUAACAUCUGAGCAAAAAUUUCUUUCAAUCUUUGAGCCAACAUUUCUCUCAAUCUCUGGGCCAACAUUUCUCUUAAUGUCUAUUCCAACAUUUCUUUCAAUCUUUGGGCCAACAUUUCUCUCAAUCUCUGGGCCAACAUUUCUCUCAAUGUCUAUUCCAACAUUUCUUUCAAUCUUUGGGCCAACAUUUCUCUCAAUCUCUGGGCCAA